Impatiens glandulifera is the source of this 303-nucleotide messenger RNA. Its product is annotated as late embryogenesis abundant protein 46. Bases 31 to 288 code for a protein of 85 amino acids. The record is from RefSeq and is a predicted model, not a curated record. The transcript has a single exon. NCBI's taxonomy places the organism in Eukaryota, Viridiplantae, Streptophyta, Magnoliopsida, Ericales, Balsaminaceae.
AAUGAAUUUAUGUAAUUAUAGGUGGAGAAGAUGCAGUCACGUGAUCCAAUGGAGAAGGACAUGGCUGCUAGGAAGAAAGAAGAGCGUGUAGCCGAAGCAGAGUUGCGCAAGCUGGAGGAAAGGGAGAGGGCUAAAUAUGAGCAUGCUGCUGCCGGCGCCGGCACUGGAACCACCGCCGGAACUGCUCACCUACCAACUGGGACUGGAGGGACUCACCCGGCUGGAACCACUAGGGUCGGUCUGGGCCAUAACACCCGUACUGGAGGAGCUGGUACCGGUGGUAUAUAGACCAAAUUUGCAAUC